Periconia digitata is the source of this 3640-nucleotide messenger RNA. Lineage: Eukaryota; Fungi; Ascomycota; Dothideomycetes; Pleosporales; Periconiaceae. The record is from the annotation of a GenBank genome assembly.
UAAAGGCGCAAUGCUUUUCAGCAGUUUUGUAACUUCUUUAUACGGUGUUCUGAAACAGAAGUCAUUUUGAAUUUCCUUUUCUAACCGACGGUGAAAGUCCCCCUGGGAUUGAUGUAGGUCCGAACAUACGAAUGACUCGCAGCUUUGCUCCCACGGUGCACAACAAAUCCCAAUGUGCAACCGCCUGCCUUGUAUUCUAGAAACCGUGAGCUUAAGGAUGAUAUUCCAUGUCGCUCAUUUGACAAAGUUCCGAUCGUUAAUGCAGUUCGUUGACGACGAUCUAUCCACUAUUGGGAAACAAUAAUACAAUGCAUGCAAGGACACCAAAUCUCUCCACGCCAGACCUAUCAGCAGUCUUUUCAACUCCAUGGUCACGCUUCUGCUUUCAUUUUUUUUUUUUUUCGAGCAUUCAAGUCUCUAUGCCGGCUGUUUGAUCAAUUGCAUUAGCUAGUGCCGCUUCGGACCGACCCAAGCAGAUUGAAGGCGUUGUGGAGGCCAGGAACCACCAUUACUCCACAAGACGGUUGCCAGACGCUGACGAUCAGCCACGGAUUACGAAUUAGAAAUUACGAGGCACGACGGCUGAGCAUGACGCGACGGCAUUUCAGUCCAGGACUUCGUAUUCAACUGUAGUAAACCAUAAUGUCGACCCACAAUUUUACCCACAUAGAUGGUUCUAGCCUGGAGUUUUUACCAGUGACCACGCCCACUUAAUGGUAUAACUAGGAAUGCUCUUCGUUUUACAGUUGUCCGGACUACUAUCACGGGGUGCUGUGGCUGACCGAAGCGUGGGUUGGCUUGGCUUGGGAAAAGAAAUGAGAACUGUUUUGUUGGCGGCCCCGCGUUGCAUCAGCACGAUACUCCUGCACGGUUCCGAUUGGAGUGAAGAUUCGACGGGAGCGGGUGCGUGGAUGAAAGUCCGAUGAGACUGGGCAAAGAUAAGUACUUUUGCGUCCUGUGUCCUGCGUCCUGCCUGCAUCCCGUAAUCUCAGAGACGUCAUCAUAUUCGAACCUCUCGGUGCCAGCUUGAAUAUUUCUUUGGGUAGUUAAUGUAGCAAACUUUUAUUUGGAAAACCCUGCCUCUGAUCAAUUAUAUCGCCCGAUUAUUCUCGCUAUUUUGCUUAUCUUGCUGAGGUGUUGGGGGAUUAGGGAAGCAUUCUGCAGGGGUAAUGCGCCAAACAGUUUGGUGGUCAGCCACCAGCGUGCCGCCCACGCCUGGAUUCGUUUGUUUCGUUUCGGAAUUUCGACCAUCUCCACCUUUCAUCAUCCAAGUCCGCAUCCCAUUGGAUACACUCCUCUUAGAUACUGUUUUGGGGCUUUCAAAAGUAAUCUUUCUAGGCAAUUCUAAAGCGCGAGCCGCUAGCCGAUGCCCCGUAGUUAAUCUUAGUCCGAAUGCUACUCAGCAACUGCAUCUAGCAGACUCGCAUCAGCGCCAGGACCCGAGCGGUGGAGGAUGUUCUUGCAUAUACGCCCAGAUUGGGGUCGUGCGUUGCCGCCAUGUGGUGUGGACCGGAAUCCGGGCGUUUUAUACAAAUAUCAAGUAUACGCCCGUAGUUGGGUCGGUUUGGUCUUACUCUUCACCAAGGCUUCCGGUACAGGAAUACCAUCCAUUCAUUCAAGAUCAUACAUUCAUUUCGAGUCCGAGACUCAAAAAAAUUCCAUCCACGCCAGCUCACUCUUUCGCUGGUCUUCGACUCCUUCAUUCUCAUACCUCUCCUGAUUCAUCUUGCUCACAAUGGUUGCCACUCUUUUUGCCUGGACCGCUGCUUUGGCGGCUACGGCUUCUGCCUUCGACUGCACUGGCCCCUACUUCACCAUGUACAACCGUAAGGGGUUCGGCAUGAGUGUUCAAAGGCUCGACCCUGCCGUCGAACCUGGAAUGCAGAGCUCUCAUUUGCACAACUUCGACGGAGGAAACGGCUUAAGCUUGAACACCGACUUCGAGGGCCUCACUGGCUCCUCCUGCACCACCGCCCGUGUCAAGCCCGACAAGAGUCUGUACUGGCGUCCAGCUUUGUUCUGGAACGGAAACGGCACUGGUUUCUACCGUGUCCCGGAACAACUCAAGAUCUACUACAAGUUCGGCGACGGUGACGAGUCGGCAGUCCCCAGCGAGUUCCCCGAGAACUUCCAGAUGAUGGCUGGCGACCCCUUCAAGCGUUCGGACGACGGUAACAACCCGGGUGGCAUCAGAUGGGCCUGCCACGGACCCAUGGGAGCGUCUACCAAGGAGAACAUCUUCACCAAGGGAGGGUUCCCGACUGGCAUAACUGGCUGCGAUGGCCUUGGUUUGGCGGCAGAAAUCACUUUCCCCUCUUGCUGGAGUGGAAAAGAGAUCGACCCAAAGAACCCCAACGCCCACAUGGCAUACCCCAACGCUUACAGUGGUAAGAAGGGUGUUGAUGUCUGCCCUGAAGGGUUCAAAGCAGCUCGCUUCCCCACCAUUUUCGUCGAGUUCUGGUACGACAUCACCGCGUUCAACGGCCAAUUCAAGGCUACUGACAACCCAUGGGUCCUCGCUCAAGGUGACCCAACCGGCUUCGGGUUCCACGCCGACUUCCGCAACGGAUGGGAGAAGGGUGUUCUGGCCAAAGCUACCGGAAAGUCUGGAUACUGCGACUGUGGCUGCGGCUGCAACGAGGACUCGCUGAGGAAAUGCUUCGGAGCCGACCAAGUGAAUGACAACAACGACGCUGCCUUCACUCAAUGCUCUGCUAAGCCUGCUUUCCCUGGCGAAGAUGCUCCUCGUGUCGACAAGCUUCCCGGCUGCAACCCUAUCCAGCAAGGUCCCGGUCGCGCCGAACGCAAGACUGGCCCUGACUGCACUUCCUCUCCCCCUGCUGGUGGAAAUGACGAGAGUGAAGACAGCCCGUCUUCCUCCGCUGCGCCCAGCGCUUCCUCGUCCGCUCCUGCGGCUUCGGGCUCUUCUUCCCAGGCCGCCUCUACUUCCAAGGCCGCUGCACCGUCCAACAAGCCAUCUUCGACGAGGAAGGGCAGAAUGUCCAUCCAGACGCAGAACGCCGGCAACAACCCAACCUCGGUCCAGAAGGAUGAAAUGUCCAUCCAGACACAGAACGCCGGCAACGAGGCUCAACCGCCAGUGGUUUCGGCCAAACCCGACUCCAAUGGAAACGUUGUUGUCGUCACCGAGACCAUCUAUGCCACGUCCACCCUCGGGUACAAGCACAGGAGGCACACCCACGCUCGGCGCCACCAUCUCCGCUAGAGUCGAUAAACUAGCUUCUUGACGGAGUCAAAAGGCUAUACCAUACACAAACACACCGGGCUGUGAGGAGUUGGAUAGGCGAACCAGGAGCAAAAAGAAACCCAAUGAUCAUUAUCUUCUCUGUAUAUAUAUAACGACUUCUUCUUCAUCUUCAUCAAACGCAAAGUUUGUUUCUUCAACGAGCACAAUGCUAUUUGUUCUUCAGCAAGGCUCCCACACAUGAAAUUUAGAUCAAAAAGGGGGGAGAAGAAAGAAAAAAAUCUACUCGGGUGUUUUCGCCCCCACCCUACUCCGAGUCCCUUUUUCUCUCGCAAAUAUCACAAACAGUUCUCGUAUAUUGAAACCCCGGAUUUCCGUCUCCCCAAAACGCAGAUGUUAUCUUCCAACCAAAGUCGCAUAUCCGGACUCCCUCCC